AUGCCAGGACCAUCAGGAACUCAGCCUAACCCGGCUUACAUGGGCAACGCGCAAAGGAACAAUUAUCACGGCCUAUCUGGUAGUGUUGGUGGAGGGCCGACUGUAUAUCGUGGCAACACCUCCGCACCCGUCCAGCCAUACGCCUUCACGGCUACGCCAAAUCUAGCUAACGGCGGACAAUGGCAGCAAUACGGAGCCUACCGUUCGUCGACAAGUGUCCCGAAUAUGCAGAUGGCAGAUCCAAACACUUCGGCGCGUUCCCGUCCUGCGAAUUCUAGCAUACCGGGUAACAAUAAUAGUCAUCCGUCAAUACCCAAUGGGAUGUCUCAAGAUGACUCUCGGGUUGCCUCUACAUCUGGACCUCGGCCUCAGCUUGCACCGUUGAAUAUUUCAUCUAACCAACCAACAUUUGCACAGGUUGCUGCUGCGAAAGUAACCCCGGAACGAUACAGGCGACCAUCUGCGAGAUACGCAGAUUCUUCGCCUAGCGUUAUGCAGACCCAGCAAGCGCAACAGCAGCAGCAACAACAGCAACAGGGCUCAGCGAUGCCAUCAGGUUCCGGCAUGGCCACCGUUGUUCAUCUUUACAAUCCUAGAGCCGUGCCCGACCAGAAAGCAAGAACGUCUAGGAAUCCAGUAGUCCCGACGGGUAGGCCGCAUAGUGCGUACGGGGCUAUGGCUGGCGUGACGGCGGAUGACAUGCAGCUAUACCGGCAUCCUACUGAGGAAGAAGCUAAAAGAUUUCGACGGCGUAGCAUACACUCCAUCAAUUCUUCCGAUUAUCCCAAUCCCCCGACCCCGCAGGAGUUCAAGAAAGCGGAGGAAUCAUUCCGCCAAGAAGCGUUAGCCGCGUCGAGGAAGCAUGGUAGUUCAGAUAAGAGCCAGAAAGUUGCUCCUCGACCAGUUUCUAACCUCACCGCCAAUGGGCCAGUCGAAAAGAAUACUAUGCAUCGCAUUAAUGGUAGUUCGGAGAGUCUCGUUUCAAGCGGGAGCAGUAAUUCUAGGCCGUCUUCGUCUGCCAAUCGAAACAACAGUGCAUCUGCCCCCACGGCCAGCCCCGCCUCCACCUCCACCUCUGCAGACAAGAAGACCAGCCACGAUCAAUCAAAGCAGGUGAAUAUUCCGCCUCGCGGUUCAUCAACUGAUGUCAGCAAACGAACUAUUAAUCCAUCUCCCUUGUCGAAGCCGGUAACCAUGGGUCCCGGAUCUUCGUCCGAUGACUCGGGAGCCCCCGCUAAUGCAUCGGAGCCGCCCCCAGCCAAGUCGUCGGCGCUGUCUUCCAGUUCGAUGGCCGACAGUCCCGCGGCUAAGCAGCUCGCCGCGAUUAAUGAGAAGGGAGGCAAGUCUAAGACCAAGACCUCGCGGCUGCGGCGAGCUUUCUCCUUUGGGAGCGCCGCUGAACUUAGGAAAGCUACCGGCCAAGAUAUCACACCUUCUGAUGCGGCCAAGAUAUCGCAAAAUGAACCCUCAAGAUUGCACAAGGAACCUAGGCCGGAGGACCUUUAUGAGGAGGAGCAAGCACGGAUCGCGCAGAAACAAGAAGAGAGCGGAAUUGGAAGCAGUAUUUAUUCUGGCACUAAGCUAUUCUCCGGAUCGACUGAUAAUCUUUCGAUUUCUUCCACGGCAUCAUCUGCAUCAAUCAUGCUCCGUAAGAUGGGACGUGGGAUGAAGAAAGGUGGUAGAUCGUUAGUUGGAUUGUUCCGGCCUAAAUCAAUCAUCGGUUCACCCGCCGAAGACUUGAACUUACCCGAGGUUUCUCAGGCUGAAGUGUCCAUGGUAACAGUGGAAGCUGAGCGCGAGAGAGUUAAUGUCAACGUUGACCCUCAUUCACAGCAAGCUGGUGGUACUGGAUUCCCCCAUCUGGAGAACAAUUCGGUGGACGCGACAACAGACAUUCUAUCAUCCGACCGUCUUGGAAGUUCAGGCACAGAUAAUUCCGGUGCGAGAAAAAGCAUUGUGGGUGGUGAGAGGGAGAGGGCUGAGGUGCUCGCAACGAUCCGGAAGGGUAUUCUGAAAACCCGUAGCAACUCUCCGAGCCCGGUAAACCGCGGACCCGAGACCAAAGGUCCUACUUUCGAUCUCCCGACAAUCCCUAAUGUUUCCAAUUCCCCCAGUUCCAGUGCACCUAGCACCCCGAAUGACGAAGUACAGGGUCAUAGACGCAGCGGGUCUGUUGCUAUCGGCAGUGAAGACUAUUUCGUGUCAGCACUCCGCCUUCGUCAAGACACUAGGAGUGCACCAACGACACCCCAAGGUAGCAGCAGCAAGCGAAAUGCUACGUUCAGCCCACGAAUUGUCUUCUACGACACAUGGCCGAGUGGCGAGUAUGACCGUCGUGGCGACAUCGCAACAUGCAAUCGCCUCACGCCAAUGCUUGCUCAACAGAUCAAGGAGGAAUUGAACAGCUUCAAAAUGGAAAUGGAAGUUCACGAAACGUCCAAGAUUUAUACGCACUUUUUCUAA
This is a messenger RNA of Annulohypoxylon truncatum, 2463 nucleotides long. RefSeq lists its product as uncharacterized. The coding region runs from base 1 to 2463 and encodes 820 amino acids. Gene Ontology annotation, biological process: actin cytoskeleton organization. The transcript has 4 exons. Gene Ontology annotation, molecular function: actin binding. The record is from RefSeq and is a predicted model, not a curated record. Lineage: Eukaryota; Fungi; Ascomycota; Sordariomycetes; Xylariales; Hypoxylaceae.